AGACUUCCUCUGCGACCCCAAUUCCUCUGUACAUUCUUCUCUUUUUUUAUAUCUUCUAAUACUAUACAUUCACAAUGGGCAAGAAGGCUCCCGCUACUUUCGCUCCUGGUAAGGAUUUAUUUUCCCCUGUUGUUUCCCUUUGCUUCACCACCCGGAGGUCUUCUACCAUUUACGGCCGCCAACACGGUGGCCUGGAGAGCUUCAGGGCUUUUGGAUGAUGGCUGUCUCCGGUGGAAAGCAUUGGUUUUCUCCAGCUCUCGUGUGCUCGUCGCGACGAGGUACUUUUACGGUCAUUGCGUUAUUCCACAACAUUACCAAACAAGAACAAUUAAAGGAAUCGAGAUAGCCACAGGAUGACUAGCGUCGAUACUCUUUGUUUCCUCCCUGCGAUCGAUGUGCGCGAGGCUGAGCUGGAGGCGUUCGACAAGGCCAAACAAACCGCUAACAUGUUACUUCCUUCAGGUGACUCCGCCAAGGGUGCUAAGCUCUUCCAGACUCGCUGCGCACAGUGCCACACCGUCGAGCAGGGUGGCCCUCACAAGGUUGGCCCCAACCUCUUCGGUCUCUUCGGCCGUAAGACUGGCUCUUCCGAGGGUUACGCCUACACCGACGCCAACAAGCAGGCCGGUGUUGAGUGGGGUAACGACACUCUGUUCGAAUACCUCGAGAACCCCAAGAAGUACAUCCCUGGUACCAAGAUGGCCUUCGGUGGUCUCAAGAAGCCCAAGGAGAGAAACGACCUCAUCACCUACCUCCAGGAAUCCACCAAAUAAACGAUUAUGUCUACAUAAAAAAUUAUUCUCAUGUUCUCGACCCCGUUCGCGGAGCGCUCUGUGGUAACAGCAGUUUUGGCGCGAUCCGAUGGACAGGGCAUGUA
Aspergillus wentii DTO 134E9 is the source of this 877-nucleotide messenger RNA. RefSeq lists its product as uncharacterized. Bases 354 to 773 code for a protein of 139 amino acids. Gene Ontology annotation, biological process: mitochondrial electron transport, ubiquinol to cytochrome c; mitochondrial electron transport, cytochrome c to oxygen. NCBI's taxonomy places the organism in Eukaryota, Fungi, Ascomycota, Eurotiomycetes, Eurotiales, Aspergillaceae. The record is from RefSeq and is a predicted model, not a curated record. Gene Ontology annotation, cellular component: mitochondrial intermembrane space. The transcript has 4 exons. Gene Ontology annotation, molecular function: heme binding; electron transfer activity.